Molecule: messenger RNA, 950 nt
Organism: Aspergillus nidulans FGSC A4
Lineage: Eukaryota; Fungi; Ascomycota; Eurotiomycetes; Eurotiales; Aspergillaceae
Exons: 2
Coding region: 177-950 (257 amino acids)
Molecular function (GO): FMN binding
Source: RefSeq, a predicted model, not a curated record
GUGAAUCGCUUGAACUUCUGGAAAAAGGAAACCGGAAACCAUUCGUCUUCUCCCCACUCUUUGCCCAAAGACCAAUUACUCAUUCAUUGCACUCAUAUAGAUAAAAGCACAUCUUACCAGGAAAUCUUUGUCCAAACCCCCAACCCCGCACUCAGCGCACCUCAACGCCAGACAAUAUGGCCCCUGCCGUAGCCCCAUGGCGCGCUCUUUUCCUCGCGAGCCUCGAAAAGAGCAAGUCAUCCUCCUUCUCCCUGGCGUCGAUCGCACAUACGACGGCCAAUAAGCCCGUCCCUCGCUCGCGCACUGUCGAAUUCCGAGGCUUCUUCCCCAAGCCCGCGUCAACACUGCACCAAUCUGGCAUCGAAGCACUCAAGACCCAGGGAAUUGGUCUCAAUCCAGAUGUGUACGAAAGCGACCUUUUCUCUAUCACAACAGACGCCCGAAUGAAGAAGAUGGGACAGAUCGCGGACUCAGAUGAUGUUGAAGGCGUGUUCUGGCUCGAGGAGGUGUCUACGCAGUGGCGGGUUCGCGGGAAGGCAAUCGCGAUCGGCAAUCCUGGAAACGGUGCUGAGGAGAAGGAGGCGAGGGAGACGGUUAGGAUGGCGCUGAGGGUCAAGCAGGAGGGGGAGGGCGACAUCAAAGAUUGGGAUUGGGAUAGGCAGGUCGCGACGUACUUUGCAAACCAUAGUCAAGUUAUGAGAGGGACAUUCAAGAGCCCCCCUCCUGGAACGCCGCGAUCGGAGGCCCCAUCUGACCCGCGACUGAAGCUGAACCAGCAGGUUGAGGACCUGAAGGACGAAGUUGCGAGGGCGAACUUUCGGGUUCUGCUCAUUUGUCCACAGGAGAUAGAGAGGCUGGACUUUUCGAACCCGGAUGAUGUGCGGAGGACGAAUUGGGCGCUUGUUGAUGCAGAGAAGGGUGAGUGGAAAGAGACGGAGUUGUGGCCCUGA